Messenger RNA from Zonotrichia leucophrys gambelii, 1466 nucleotides. It is a transcript of the gene SLC35D1, whose product is annotated as solute carrier family 35 member D1. Lineage: Eukaryota; Metazoa; Chordata; Aves; Passeriformes; Passerellidae. Gene Ontology annotation, molecular function: UDP-N-acetylglucosamine transmembrane transporter activity; UDP-glucuronate transmembrane transporter activity; UDP-N-acetylgalactosamine transmembrane transporter activity. Gene Ontology annotation, cellular component: Golgi apparatus. The coding region runs from base 16 to 1023 and encodes 335 amino acids. The record is from RefSeq and is a predicted model, not a curated record. The transcript has 11 exons.
CGCCCCGCCCCAGCCAUGUCGGAGCCGCGCAGACGCCCCGGGGCCGCGGCCGGGGGGGGGCCCGAGGGGGCGGCCGAGGGGGGAGCCCCCGCCGGAGCCCCCGCGCCCGGCGAUGCGGAGCGGGGCAUGGCGGCCCCGCCGCUCUGCCUGCGCCUGCUGGCCGCCGCCUUCUACGGCCUCAGCUCCUUCCUCAUCGUCGUCGUCAACAAGAGCGUCCUCACCUCCUACGGGUUCCCGUCCUCGCUGUGCGUGGGGCUGGGCCAGAUGGUGGCCACGGUGGCCGUGCUCUGGGCCGGGAAGGCGCUGCGGGUGGUCAAGUUCCCUGACCUGGACAGACACAUCCCCCGGCGGACAUUUCCUCUACCUCUCCUGUACUUCGGGAACCAGAUCACAGGACUGUUCAGCACGCAGAAGCUGAAGAAGAAGUUUUCCUGGAGCAUUCAGAUGACAGUGUUUGCCAUGAUCUUUGGUGCCUUUGUGGCUGCCAGUGCUGACUUGGCAUUCGACCUGGAGGGAUACAUUUUUAUCCUCAUCAACGACGCCUUAACAGCUGCAAACGGUGCCUACGUGAAACAGAAGCUGGAUUCCAAGGAGCUGGGGAAGUACGGCCUGCUCUACUACAAUGCACUGUUCAUGAUCCUGCCCACCCUGGCCAUUGCCUACAUCACUGGAGAUGCACAGAAGGCAGUGCAGUACCAGGGCUGGGCUGACACCUUCUUCCUCGUGCAGUUCUCGCUCUCCUGUGUGAUGGGGUUUAUUCUGAUGUAUUCCACGGUCCUGUGCACUCAGUACAACUCUGCUCUUACAACUACAAUAGUUGGCUGCAUUAAGAAUAUUUUAAUAACCUAUAUUGGGAUGUUUUUUGGAGGAGAUUAUAUUUUUACAUGGAUGAACUUCAUUGGUCUAAAUAUCAGUAUUGCCGGGAGCCUGGUGUACUCGUACAUCACCUUCACGGAGGAGCAGCUGAGCAAGGAGCCGGAGGCCGGCGCCAAGCUGGACCUGCGGGGCAAGAGCUCGGUGUGAGCGCAGCGCUGCCCCUGCCGGCCUGAUGCGGGCAGGGAGCCCGGGGUGCUGUUGAUUAGCACGGCUGAGAUUGCUGCCUUCCUUCACCGAUCCUCGGCGCCGCCCGCCCGGCCUGCGCGGCAGCGAGGAGCCUAAUUGAGCCUGAUUAACGGGAGGAAUUAACGGGAGGAAUUAACGGGUUUCUAAUCGAGGCGGGGUUGGCAGUGGAGAUGGGCACGGGCAGGGCAGGGCUGGCAGCUCUGCCCCGGGGUGUGCCAGGGUGUCCCUGGCUGGAUCUGCUCUCUGGGAUUGUGGAUUUGCUCCCUGGGAUGCUGGAUCUGCUCCCUGGGAUGCUGGAUCUGCUCCCUGGGAUGCUGGAUCUGCUCCCUGGGAUGCUGGAUUUGUUCCCUGGGAUGCUGGAUCUGCUCCCUGGGGUCUGGAUCUGCUCCCUGGGAUGCUGGAUC